Messenger RNA from Anoplopoma fimbria (sablefish), 3157 nucleotides. RefSeq names its product interactor of little elongator complex ELL subunit 2 (gene ice2). Gene Ontology annotation, biological process: snRNA transcription by RNA polymerase II; positive regulation of transcription by RNA polymerase III; snRNA transcription by RNA polymerase III. NCBI's taxonomy places the organism in Eukaryota, Metazoa, Chordata, Actinopteri, Perciformes, Anoplopomatidae. The coding region runs from base 107 to 2938 and encodes 943 amino acids. Gene Ontology annotation, cellular component: transcription elongation factor complex. The record is from RefSeq and is a predicted model, not a curated record. The transcript has 15 exons.
CAAGCGCUUCAUGUCAACAUCAUUUCACCAGACGAAAUAAACUCAUGUGUUUACUGUUGCGUCAAUGCUGUCAUUCCUAAGGACUGCUUGUUUAAUAUAGACCAUAAUGGAGCUGGUAUGGGAGGACCUUCCAGUCCCUGAGGCUCCUUUCUUUACCAGAGAUGUCUAUGACAAAUAUUCCCUUGCACCUAAUAUCAGAGAACUAUGGACCUUUCUCCAAAGUCCUGUAGAGAACAAUGAACAGGGCGGUGGGACUGAAAACGCCUCCUGCCCUUCCUCCAGAAAAAAGGCGGCAGAGUUUAAUGACAACAGUUGCAUGAGAGAGGAUGAGUCCUGUUGGGACAGCUGUGAUAGUGAUUAUCCGCGUGCAGACAAUGCUGCUCGAGAUACAGAAGAAUGUAAGGAUACUGAAAAAUCGAAAGUAAAGCUCCAGCAGGUUAAGAACAAGGCGGCUGCUGCUUAUCCUAAACCCAGACUGCCCCACCCCUGUAUGUCCAGCCUGUCCAGCAAAGAACAGAAGACGUAUCUUGGCUUUUUGACGAGUAAGAAAAUAUGCGAUCCUCCACAGAACUUAAAGGAACGAGUUAACAAUGAAGUGAUGCAGUUCAUGAGGUACCUGCAAGAUGUGGCCAGAAGAUGUGCGGAAGACUACAACUUCAUAUCCCAGGGAGCUAUGCAAUAUACAGAGGAGUUCUUCCGGGCGUGUUCGGAGCACAUUAAGACAUUUCCUGAGCUCUAUCAGAUCUAUGAGAUGACUAGCUUGACAGGGGGAACAUUCAACCCAGGGCUGAAGCUGACCUUUGAGAAACAGCUGCUGAUCAUGGGCAAUGUGGAUAUUACACUCCAAAAGAUAGUGCCUACUGAUGCACAGCUUGCCUCGGAUUAUCAGAGUGUUUCAUCAGAGAAUCCUCCAGCUAAAAAAGCCAAGGACAUGCACGCUAAAAUCAGCACUGAUGAUAAUGCCAAUACACUGUCUGCCCGUUAUGAGCCUCACGUGUGUCUGACUCGAGAUGCCCUCGUCAGGCUGCUAGAUAACCAUGGUCCUGACUUCGGAGAGCAAUGGGAACUGCCAGUUUGCGUCAAAUUAAACCCAGAAAAAGGCGGCAGUCAGAAGAAGACUGUGUACAUAGACUCACCCCUUCUGCCCACUGAAAUGACAGUGAGAGAGCGGUCACAUGUCUACCAUGAGGAGAGUUUGAAGCUUUCCAUCAACAAGAAUGGAAGUAAAAAUGUGUUCCACUUAAUGUUCGAGCUUCCUGAGGAUGACCAUCAACACCCACCAGAGUGGUCACAAAGAAACGUAGUCUCUUCUGAAAACAAUGGUCUUGACUUUGAGGUGGAUCUCACUGACCUGGAAACAUUUGGAGAGGCGACCCCCAUUAAAAGCUCCAAGAGGCAGAAUGAGCAAAAUGCAAGUGUUAAAAGUGUCAAAAGUGUCAGAUCUCUGAAUUCCCCGCCUUUAGCUAAGACUAAAAAGUCCAGUGAGCAUCAUGUUAACACUAGCGGCAGUUCACAAGAAGAGAUGAACACCUCAUUGACAGAUGGGAGUGGUCCCGAGACAGAGGAGACAACUCGGCACGUUGCGAAUGAGGCCAUUGCCCCAAAAUCUGAACAAAUGAGGCUGGACUCUGCUCAACAAAGUGACGAAGACCUACCUUUUAUAGGAGAUUCAGAUGAGGAGAAGCUGGUCAUUGACGACCCUGUGUCUCCAGCUAAAACACGGAUCCCAUCACGCUCUGCAGACCCCUCCAUAAAAAACGUCUCUGAUUCUGAACCUGUAAUUCCAGAGUCAUCGUCCCCUCAAAAAGGUACAAAGCAGAGGCGACAAUCCAAAAGAGCAAAGGUAUCUGGCGACCAGCUGGGCGAGAUCCUGCGCAUGCAGACUGCCAUGUUCAACUCUCCAGACAAAAGCUCCAACAUAUCCCAGGAGACCAACUCACCCAGUCAAUGUAUGGCGCCCUCAGUCCACUCGCAUCCAACGUCUCUGGUGAAGCCCUGUGUGUCCUCAUAUUUGGAGAGAAACCAGAACCAGGAUGGAGAGACCUGCGCUGCUCCUCACGCAUCUGCACCAGCUGUCAACAUUACUACUACGGAGCACAAAAAAAUUCUGUCAGAAGACUUGCAGGCUGGUGCUGAAGAUGAACAGGAUUACCGGGCUCCAGAGGAAGGCAACCUGCUCUAUAAGCUCUACAGUCUGCAAGACCUGCUGCUCAUGGUGCGCAGCUCUGUGUCACUGACCCAUGCCAGAAGAGUAGGCCAAAACAACCAACAAGAGUUUGUGCCAGUGCAUGUCUUACCCAAGCUCGAGUACCAGUUGAGUUAUGGUGUUGAGUGUCUGAGCAGCAGUGAGGCUUGCCAGCUGUGGACUGAGGCAUUGCUCCACUCUAGCACUGUAUCCUACAUAGCUCACAUCAAUGCGCACACAUCAAAAGUAGCUCUGCUGAGAAAGCUGCGUGAAGACUGGAAACAGAACAUCUCCUGUGGCUUCAAGCCAUCGAAGUCCCUUAAUAUACUGCACCACCUACUGAAAAAGCUAAUUGGGUUAGAGGAAGGACAGUACCUGAUUGCACACAAGGCAGGGGAACCAUUCGUGACCUUAUUAAAAGCAGCUAAUGGGAAAGUGAGUCGGGGGGCAUACAACCUGCAGCAGCUCCACAGCUCAGUCCCACAGCCCCCAGCAUCCGGCCUCGUGCCCUGGAUGCCUGUUGAUCCAGCUGUGUACCUGCCCUUCCACCAGAAAGACGGCCGUGUCCCCUGCACCUUCCCACCAAAACCCUUCAUAAUGACAGCGAAAGAUGGGUCAUCGCAGUCCAACAGCCAUGGAGCCGGGCAGUCAAAUAAAAAAUCGAAUGCAGAAGUCAACAAGAAGAAAAAACAAAAGAAACGUGCAGCCAAGCGUAACAAGUAUAUUAAAAAGCUCAUUCAGAAUUCCAUUUAAGUCCUGUCAUUUCAUAUAAGGUGAGCCAGUGGAGGAGCUGGACCUGCACUUCUAAGAAAAGGAAACAAGACCACGUAUUAAACCUAUAAUUACAUACUGGAAAUACAUUAUGACAUUAAACAUAAAUGUGAAUGCUGAAGCACUUUGAGAGUAUAGAAAAUAUACCCUUUUUUAUAUUUCUCCAGAGACAUUUUUGUAUAUUUUGUGAAUUAUGUUUUG